This is a messenger RNA of Neogale vison (American mink), 1932 nucleotides long. Its product is annotated as interferon-induced protein with tetratricopeptide repeats 1-like. The record is from RefSeq and is a predicted model, not a curated record. Gene Ontology annotation, biological process: defense response to virus. The transcript has 2 exons. Gene Ontology annotation, cellular component: cytosol. Gene Ontology annotation, molecular function: RNA binding; protein binding. The coding region runs from base 164 to 1615 and encodes 483 amino acids. Lineage: Eukaryota; Metazoa; Chordata; Mammalia; Carnivora; Mustelidae.
UAAUUUGGUAACAACACGCCCACAGCUGACACUAUUAACUGUCUAUCUGAUAGAACCCUGUUUUGGGACUGAGUGCAGAACAUCCUCAAGACUCGCCAGAAUCUCAGAAGAGCCCAUCAGCUCAGCAGCACACUGCAGAACCGUUGUCUGAUUCAUCGCAGCCAUGAGUGACAAAUCCGAAGGGAAUCUCCUUGAAGAGAGCCUGGUUCAGCUGAGAUGUCACUUCACAUGGGAGUUGCUAGUGGAAGCCACCGAGCUGCCCGAUUUAGAAAACAGGAUCUUGGAUGAGAUUGAUUACCUGGACACCAGAUACAACGCGGGGAUCCACAACCUGCUGGCCUACGUGAAACACCUCAAGGGCCAGAACCAGGAAGCCCUGGGGAGCCUGCGGGAAGCCGAAGCCUUGAUCCAGCAGGAACAGGCCGCCCAGUCAGAGGCGAGAAGCCUUGUGACGUGGGGCAACUACGCCUGGCUGCAUCACCGCAUGGGCAGGCCGCAGGAAGCCCAGGCUUACCUGGACAAGGUGGAGGAGGCCUGCAAGAAGCUCGGGGCUUCCUCCCGCUACAGCAUGCAGUGUCCCCAGAUGGACUGCGAGGAGGGGUGGGCCUUGCUGAAAUGCGGAGGGAAGAAGAACUAUGAACGGGCCCAUGCCUGCUUUGAGAAGGCUCUGGCAGUGGACCCAGAAAACCCUGAAUUCAGCACUGGUUAUGCGAUCUCCACCUACCGCCUAGACAGCUUUAACAAAGCAACACAGGUUAGCGAGGCGUUUUGUCUGCAGCCCCUGAGAGAGGCCAUCAGGCUAAACCCAGAAGAUGCGUAUGUUAAGGCUCUCCUUGCCCUGAAGCUCCAGGACGUAGGCCAAGAAGCUGAAGGAGAAAAGUACAUAGAAGAAGCACUAGGCAACACGUCCUCGCAGACCUACGUCUUCCGGUAUGCGGCCAAGUUUUACCGAAGAAAAGGCUGUCUGGAUAAAGCUCUCCGGCUCUUAAAAAUGGCCCUGCGGGCCACCCCGUCCUCUGCCUUCCUGCAUCACCAGGUAGGGCUUUGCUACAGGGCACAGGUGAUUGCAAUCAAGAGAGCUGCCAACUGGCAGCCCAGGGGACAGGACAGAGAAAAUGUUGACAGAAUGGCAAGAUUAGCCAUAUCUCAUUUUCAGUUUGCUCUGGAACAAAAGCCCACGUUUGAAGUUGCUUACAUACACCUGGCGGGCAUGUACAUAGAAGUCGGCGACUACGGGAGAGCGGAAGACACGUACCAAAAAGUGCUCUGCUUGAAAUCACUCGAAGAAGAAAAACUGCAAGAGAUCCAUUUCCACUAUGGUCAGUUUCAGGAAUUUCAAAAGAAAUGUGAGAUCAAUGCAAUUAUCCAUUAUCUGAAAGCAAUAAAAAUAGAGAAGGCAUCACUGUUGAAGGAUAAAAGUAUCAAUUCUUUGGAGAAACUGGUUUUAAGGAAACUUCGUAGAAAUGCAUCAGAUGUAGAAAGCUUGAGCAUUCUCGGGUUCGUCUAUAAAGUCAAAGGAGAGAUAAAUAAGGCCCUGGAGUACUAUGAGCGGGCCCUGCGGCUGGCGGCUGACUUUGGGAACUCUGAGACAGAACCCCCAGCCGUGGAAAUGUGAACCUCGCUCACAUUCUGUUUGACUUUUAGGUAACUCUAAACUUAAACUCUAAACUGUAGUCAUUUUUUUCUGCUUGCUACUUUCAGAAACAUAUUACGUAAUUAAGUAAUCUGCUAUAGUGAUAGAAGUUUUUAACAUUUAUACUCAAACCUGAUAAAAUAUUGUUAGUAGUCAGUAGUGAGGAGUGAAACUGAUAUACACACAUUUCUGUAUGUGAGAGUGAGAGGAACCAUUUCUCUGUGAACGUUAUCUAGCAGAAAAGCAAUUUUUUGAGUAGAUUUGUAGCAAAUAAAGCAGUGGAUUUACGUAAAAUAAAA